AUGCUUUCUCGUGGACCAAAUGCACUUCAUAAGAGAGGGAAGAUUAGAAUACCUACUAAACAGGGUUUCACAGUGGAGAAUUAUGACGCUGCAUUGGAAAUAAUUGAUGAUGCUUUUGAGAAGAUCUACGCUAAUAACACAGAAGAAAUAUCCUUCGAGAAGACAUACCAUGUUGUUUAUAAUUUGGUAAUUUAUAAACGGUCGGAUGAUUUGUACAAUCACUUAAAGGAGCUCUUUACUUCCAAAUUAACCGAGCUGAAAGAUAGUCAAUUCAGUGACCUGAAUCAAGAUUGGGAGAUAUUACAGAAAGUGGCAGAAUUUUGGAAAAUUCAGAGGGAAAACUUCAAUUUAGUUGCAGAUUUAAUGAUUUAUUUGGACAGAGUGUACUGCAAGAGCAACAGGUUACCAGAAAUUGUAGAUUUAGCUUUGCACGUCUUUAGAGACAUUAUACUCCAUCCGUUGAAAGAAGACGUUAAUAAAGCGAUAUCUGUGACGAUAAAUCAAGUACGUCAGACGCCAUCUUAUGGUAAUAGCAAGUUUGAAGUUCUGAAGGAGUUAAUAUCGAUGUUAGAAACUAUCUCAGAUAAAGAUGAUACUUUUUUUGAAACAUAUUUCGAAGAUUAUUUCAUCAAUGAGACAAAGAAUUAUUAUGAUAAUACAAUCAGCGCAAUAAAUCUUCCAGCACCAGACUUAUUCGCAAAGAUCAAGGACCUCAUUGCUUCCGAAUACUCCUUAGAUUUGAAUUUCUUAAAUCCUGACACUUGUACUAAGAUAAAGACGUCCAUUGAAGAAUUUUUGAUAUCAGAAAAAUUCGAUGUUAUAUUUGUUCCAUUAAUCGAGACAACUUUAAAAUCAUGCAAUAAACAGCUGUUAUUCGAAGUGUAUAGUCUAAUUAAUGAGACUUCAUACAGAUCCAGACUUUUGGAAAUUAUGGAUACUAUCGUGUUCAAUACAAUACGAGGGAUCAAAAUAGAAGAGUCAUCUAAAAAGCGCGUACAGGUUGCCUCUGAGUGGGUUUCUCAAGUUAUCGACUUCUAUUUAAAAUAUCAAGAUUUAAUUGAUUUUGUCCAGAUUGAAGAUAACGAAAAUGUAGAUAACGAUGACGCUGCGAAUGAGAGCGAUUUGCCCUCUAGGUUACCUUCUUCACAUUUCUUAGAUACGAUAUUUUCAAGAUACAUCAACACCAACAAGAACCAAGCGAUACAAUUCAUAUGUUUUUACCUCGAUUCAUAUCUUAGAAUGACACAGAAUAAAGAAGACUUAGAGAAAGCCAAGAAUAAUUUGCAAGACUGUACAAAAUUGUUCAAACUGUUGAGAGAAAAGGAUGCAUUUGAAAAUACAUAUACACAAUUGCUUUCAAAGAGAUUAAUACAACAGAGGUCAGCAUUACACAUGGAAAGAUUUAUGGUGAAACAAAUAAAGGAUAAUAUGGGAUCUUUUUUCACCUCAAAGAUGGAGGGAAUGCUUAGAGAUAUGUCUACCUCAAUUGUCUUAUCGAAGAGCUUUUACAAGAACUUUGUUAAUGAUAAAGAAAAGAUAGAAUUCGUACCACAGGUGUUGACAAUGACAUCAUGGCCAUUUGAAAAUAUUAAUGAAUUAAUAGAUGAGAAUGAUGUCAUUUUACCACCGCGCUUAGAAGAAUUGAAACAAAAUUUCGAGGUUACGUACUCAAAGAAAUACGGUGAAAGAGUUUUAAAAUGGGCACACACUUUGGGCUUAGUAGAGAUCGGGUUUCAAUUUGAUAAGACAUAUCAUGAACUAGUGAUGUCAACUCAUGCUGCAGCUAUCUUCCUCAUGUUCGAAGACAGCGAUGAAGUAACACUAGACAUGUUGCACGAAAAGACAGGAAUAGCAGAACAAGAAUUGAAACGCCAUUUAUUAUCAAUGGUACUUGCACCAAGAUCGAAAAUUCUCAGGAAAGUCCCCAAUACUAGAACCAUAAGUCCAAUAGAUAGAUUUUACAUUAACUACAACUUCACAGCUCCAGUUAGAAAAAUCAAGGUACAGGUUGUAAGUGGGAAUAUCCUGUCCUCCCGGGACUCUAAUACUGCUCAGACUCCCAACAAUAGCAUAAAUAGCAACGAAGCAUUAGAAAGACAAAGAAAUGUUCAAACAAAUGCGGUACUCGUGAGAAUAAUGAAAUCAAAGAGAACCUCAUCAUUUGAAGAGUUGCAAGACGCUGCCACCAAUGCACUGGCAAGUAAGUUUACUCUUCCAGAAAGUACUCUCAAGAGAAGCCUCAACUAUUUGAUAGAGAAGGAGUACAUCCAACGAGACUCAGACGACAACAAUACAUAUCACUACAUUCCUUAG
This is a messenger RNA of Kazachstania africana CBS 2517, 2313 nucleotides long. RefSeq names its product cullin CUL3 (gene CUL3). Gene Ontology annotation, cellular component: Cul3-RING ubiquitin ligase complex. Bases 1 to 2313 code for a protein of 770 amino acids. The record is from RefSeq and is a predicted model, not a curated record. Gene Ontology annotation, molecular function: ubiquitin protein ligase binding. The transcript has a single exon. NCBI's taxonomy places the organism in Eukaryota, Fungi, Ascomycota, Saccharomycetes, Saccharomycetales, Saccharomycetaceae. Gene Ontology annotation, biological process: protein ubiquitination; ubiquitin-dependent protein catabolic process.